AUGCCACUGGCAAAUGGAGGCAGAGCUACAGAGCCCUUUGGAGCCACGAAGGGCCUGCUGCCCACACCUGAAAUGUCUCCGCAGCUGGUCCUAGACCAGCUGUGGGCUGUUCUGUUGGUGAUGUUCAAAAGCCUGGAGCAAGUGCCUGGAGCACUGGGGUUCUCUGGGAAGGUCCUGGUGUGCGCUGCUCUGGUGGUCUUUAUAGUGAGAAGAGGCAUCUCAGGAAGACGAGGGGAAGAGCCGGCCACAAGGGGUUCAGCCUGCGGUAAGGUGGACCCAAAGGCCCGAGCCAAGACUGGGCCAAAACCAAAGGCCCACGCUGGGCCCCCAUCGCCCGUGGUGGAGGACAGUCCUCUUUGGCUCCAAAACCUCUGCUUGGCAGCUCUAAAUGGAACGAGCACAUAUUCCUUACAGAACAUGGUUGACUUGCUGAAAGAAGGAGAGAAAAGCCAGCCUCCUGAACUUCCCCAGGUGCUGGACACACAACAUGUCUCAGUCACUUCACAGCAUGAUGGAGAUCUUCAGAGGAGGACCGUGGCCAGUUUGGAUGACAACAGGGACCUUCAGCAAGUCCUUCCAAGACAGAAGCAACAAUGGCAUGACAAGGAGAAGAAAAGAAGCCUGGAGAGCGCGAAGGCAGUAAUGAACCGGGCUGAGAGUGGUCAAGUGAGGCGACGGUCAUCCCUGGCCCACACCCUGCUCAGCCCCCUGCAGCUGCCCAGCCCCAGGAGUGGCCUUCCGGAGGACGGGGACGUGGAGGUGGAGGGAAACAGGGGAGCAGGACAGGCCGAUCGCUCCGCAUCCCUGCCACAAGUCCCUCUGAAGAGUUUCAGUGAUGAUGGUGAUUUAACUGCAUGCUUGGGAAGUCCUGAAGAGGAAACUGGAGAAGUAGCCGGACAACUGUGCAAAGAAACCAGAAGGAGGGAAGAGCUGGAAGAACAAAUUGAAACCUUGCAAGCCCAGGAGGCCUCUCUGCAGGAAGACAAUGCGCGGCUGGACAGGGAGAUCCAGGAGCUCGAGCUGAGGCUGCAAACACUACCUGCUUUGGAGCAGCAACAUGUGACGGAACCUGAGAGGAAAUUGAGGGAGGAGGAAGUCCACUGCUCGGAGAUGGAGAAGAGACUCGCCACCGUGUCAGAAACGGUAAACCGCACUCGGCAGACAAGAGACAUCUACAAGAAGAUGGCUGAGGACCUGGCCCAGGAAUUGGAGACAUCCACUUCCUUUUAUCAGAGGGACAUCCUCUUCCAUGAGCGUGGAGUGCAGGAUAGCCGGUUAGCCGCUGUGUCCACUGAGCGGGACGUCAAGUUGCUCAGGAGAGAAAACAACUACAACAGGCAGAAGCUGGCUGCCCUCCAGGCCACGUUCCAGCCUUUCCCCAGCGGCCCUUUGGCUGCCAGGGCUCCAUGGGCAGCCCAUGGGCCCGGAAGUGCCAUGGGGGCCGUGGGCCUUCAGCUCCGCCGGCAGAGAGGAGGGUCGCUGCUGUGA
Messenger RNA from Propithecus coquereli (Coquerel's sifaka), 1488 nucleotides. Its product is annotated as cTAGE family member 5-like. Gene Ontology annotation, cellular component: endoplasmic reticulum membrane; endoplasmic reticulum exit site. Lineage: Eukaryota; Metazoa; Chordata; Mammalia; Primates; Indriidae. The record is from RefSeq and is a predicted model, not a curated record. The coding region runs from base 1 to 1488 and encodes 495 amino acids. Gene Ontology annotation, biological process: protein secretion; endoplasmic reticulum to Golgi vesicle-mediated transport; vesicle cargo loading. The transcript has a single exon.